AUGGCUAAGGCAGCUCUAAGUGGCGGGUGGAUUUUUUUCCCCCGUUUGCCCUGUGUUUUCUAUUGGGAAAGAAUGUUUUGGCUUCUCUUUUUCCUGGUACCUGCGAUUCAUACUCAACUCUGUCAACCAGAUGGAGAAAAUGCUUUUAAAGUGAGACUUAGUAUCAAAACAGCUCUGGGAGAUAAAUCAUAUGUCUGGGACACAAAUGAAGAAUAUCUCUUCAGAGCGAUGGUGGCUUUCGCCAUGAGAAAAGUUCCCAACCGAGAAACAACAGACAUUUCCCAUGUCUUACUUUGCAACGUAACUAAGCGGGUGUCGUUCUGGUUUGUGGUUACAGACCCUUUGAAAAACCACACUCUUCCUGCUGCUGAAGUACAGUCAGCCAUAAGAAUGAAUAGGGACCGGAUCAACAAUGCCUUCUUUUUGAAUGACCAGACUUUGGAAUUUUUAAAAAUCCCGUCCACUCUUGCACCGCCCUCUGACCCAGCCACACCCAUCUGGAUCAUUGUGUUUGGUGUGAUAUUUUGCAUCGUCAUCGUGGCAAUCACGCUACUGAUUUUGUCAGGGAUCAGGCAGCGUAGAAGAAGUAAUAGAGGUCCAUCUGAAUCUUUACAAAUCUUGCUUUUUACACAAGAGAAUGGGGUCCAUCCAAUAUUUUUCUCUGCUGAAGCUUCACAUUCUUAUCAAGUCUUAGUUAAAUAA
This is a messenger RNA of Chrysochloris asiatica (Cape golden mole), 702 nucleotides long. RefSeq names its product transmembrane protein 27 (gene CLTRN). The transcript is spliced from 6 exons. The coding region runs from base 1 to 702 and encodes 233 amino acids. Lineage: Eukaryota; Metazoa; Chordata; Mammalia; Afrosoricida; Chrysochloridae. The record is from RefSeq and is a predicted model, not a curated record.